UUAUUGAAUGGCACCUUGGAAUUGGAGAAACCCUUGUACAUCCGCAACAACCGACAGUGAUGAAUCAACACAAACACCUCCGCCUACACGAAAACGUGCACAAAAUGAUAAUACCUUAAGUGCUAUUCAAAAUAAAAGUUGCAAACAAUCUGAUAGAUGCGCUCAAAGUGACACAGGCACCGGCAACAACAGCAAUCAGAAUCAAAAAAAAAGUGCAACACCCAUUUUAUUUUCCACAAACCGGGGAUUGUAUUUACGUGUUCCUAAGUCUAUGUCUAGGUCCUGUAUAACUACCGGAGAAUGCAUACACGGAGGUGGAACGUGUACUCGAAAUCCUACGCAAGACAUGACAGAUGGUACUUUAGUUAGUAAUGGUGGUUCUGACUUUUCUUUGCCUUCCAAAGGUGCCUACGAAACACACUUUUGUGAUUUGGAGCGUUGGAGUACGAAACGUGCCAACACUAUCUGCCUAGAGGAUACCUUCAUAGUGUCGCAACAUAAUAAUCUACAUAGUCUAAUUGAACCGCCGGGGGAGAAAAACAAUGUUUUCACCAAUAAAAUUCAACGUAGCGGAAGCAUAUUUUGCGUACCUAGCGGCAGUCGGCACGCACUGGUAAUACCGCAUAGAAGUCUCUACCAACGAAGCACAAGCAUUCAAAGUACUUUUGAACGCUUCGGUGUGCAAUAAAUUUGUAUUGAUAUAAGUUAAUCUAAUUAGGCUUUCAGAUAUCUAUAGUGAAUAUGAUUUAUAAGAAUCACGUUAUAUUUAAUAUAUUUUUCUAUAGCAACAAAGUUUUUAAAUAAAGUAUUUAUCUACAGAUAUUAAAACAAAAU
Messenger RNA from Zeugodacus cucurbitae (melon fly), 834 nucleotides. RefSeq lists its product as uncharacterized. Lineage: Eukaryota; Metazoa; Arthropoda; Insecta; Diptera; Tephritidae. The coding region runs from base 8 to 688 and encodes 226 amino acids. The transcript is spliced from 2 exons. The record is from RefSeq and is a predicted model, not a curated record.